AUUCGCCUUCAAUUAUAACCUGACGUAGCUAUCGAAUUCUAAAAUGGCGGAUUAUUACAUUAUAUGUGGUUUGUUUGUGUUGAUGCAAAUUGUUUAUGGAACACCAUAUAUAAAGGGGUUAUACUGCCAGGAUCCGGAUACGAAAAAACUUUACCCGGUUAACUCGACUUGGCGAUCAGAGACAUUUUGUGGUAAUUAUACUUGUAAGCUUAGAAAGAAGAAUUUAACUGAAACCGAAUAUGUACCCAUAACAAUAAACAUAACAUCUCAACAAUUGAAAGAUGAAUACACUAUUUCGAACAACGACGAUAUGUCUGUAAGUCCGAGUGAUAAUUCUAUCAUCAUCAAAAAGAUAGACCCGGAAAAAACACCAGUAUUUCAUAGGAAUUUAGAUAAUAAAAUGAAUGAAUUAAAAGAAGAGUUAAAAAAUAACAAGUCUGAAGUCACAGAUAGAUAUUUAACUGAAGCAGAAAUUCAAAAGAUUACUGAUAUACUUCAUACGAUCAAAAAAAGCGAUUUAGAAGCUAUAGUUGAAAUAUACAAUGUAGCGCAAGAAAUUCACAAAGAAUUAGAUAUAGUAGUAACCGAAAGAAUGGACAAAGAUACUGUGAACAGCAAGACUGAUGAGAUUAAAAAGCAAAUACCAUCUCAAACCCGAAAAGAUUCAAUAUCGUAUUGGUAUGAGCCGCUACAUCACAAUAACGGUAAACAUAAACCAGUUGAAUUAAAAACAGAAGGAACCAAUAUUGUACAAACAGCUUACCCUUAUUUAUACCCUGACUCAUACGUCAAGAGACCGCUACAAGAGAGUGAGUUCCAAAAAUUACCGUAUUACUAUCCAACAUCAAGCUUUCAUAGAACGUUAUCGUAUUUACAUAAUCCAUAUAAAUCAAAACAGAACAGUCGUCAAGAAUCGUUACCGUGUAAUAAAGAUAACAUAGGUGAAAAUUCACUCGUUCCAGUUUGGUAUAAUCCUUUCGUUAAUAACAACCUAGAGUUAUAUAAGAAAUCAUCUGCGAUACAACCUAUGAUGCUUCCUUAUCCAUUCUCUUAUGUACAUCAUAAUUUCACCAAUCCAGCUAGUUAUUACUACAGCAAUUACCCUUGGGCUCAAUUAAAUUCUUACAAUAGAAAUAAACAAUAUCUGCAACCUUACUAUGGACCAUAUGCAGCUCAAGAGCCGCGUACCGCUAUAAUUGCAAAUCCAGAUGAAUUACAAGGCAAAUACGAUGAGCAAGUUGAAGUAAGAACAGACGACACUAAAACUAAGAACAAAGAAUUACCAGAAUGGCAAACUGAACCGCUAUCUGAAAAAAUACUGGAUGAAGUUAAAGCGAAUAUGUUAGAAAAAUCAAAAAUCUUGAAACCGUUGUCUUUGAGAAAAACAUUGAAAUUGGAAAAAGUCGGUAAAGUUAUUAAAUUAGACGAUUUGACACGAAGUAAACGAGAUGUUUAUGACGUCAGUGAUAAUGAAGUUCGUGACAAAACAUCAGGGGGCGAAACGUACGAAACUUAUAUCGAAAAAACAAUGUGCGAGUCGAGCCUGGAGCCCGGUUACUUCAGUGUGGGCAACGAAACAGAGCCGUAUCCCGCGUGCUGCCCACGAAGGAUAAACAGUUGAUAAGCCCGUUACUAAUUAAGCCUUUUUUAUUUACCGUCUUAAUACGUUGGGUGCGUUCAUUAAAAAAAUAUAGGAUAAGAAUGUCUAUUUGAAGUCAUGAUAAAAAUAAUAAUGUAUUAUAAUUUAUGAUAUUUUUAUAAUAAUACAUAUAUUCCUUUGGUAGAAACUUAAUAAUACCGACAAAUAAAACAACUUCGUAGUCUUUCAUUUUGUAUAAAUGGUAAGUUUGUCCUAACGCAGCAAUUUAUUUUGUUUGACAACGUCUUGGCAAUAUAAGAAGCGAUUAAUAUCCCUAACAAUACAACAGUAAA
Nymphalis io (European peacock) is the source of this 1932-nucleotide messenger RNA. RefSeq lists its product as uncharacterized. The record is from RefSeq and is a predicted model, not a curated record. NCBI's taxonomy places the organism in Eukaryota, Metazoa, Arthropoda, Insecta, Lepidoptera, Nymphalidae. Bases 44 to 1621 code for a protein of 525 amino acids. The transcript is spliced from 3 exons.